Messenger RNA from Mercenaria mercenaria, 973 nucleotides. RefSeq lists its product as uncharacterized. Bases 55 to 831 code for a protein of 258 amino acids. The transcript has 2 exons. NCBI's taxonomy places the organism in Eukaryota, Metazoa, Mollusca, Bivalvia, Venerida, Veneridae. Gene Ontology annotation, molecular function: protein binding. The record is from RefSeq and is a predicted model, not a curated record.
UCUAAUUCUGAUUCCAAACUCUUCUUUCAUUCGCUUUAUACAGGCUCAUACAAGAUGUUUUGUGUUGCAAUUCUCUUCUUUUUAAUUACAAACUCAAAUCCCAGUUUCGGGAUUGAGCCAGUAUGUUCCCGGUUUCAUUACGAGGAACAAACGUUAGAAAAGAUGAUCAGACAGGAAAUAUUUGUAGAGAAAAUGAAAGCUGACAUUGAUGACUCUAAACAGCAAGUAGUGGACGCUAUUGUAGACUUGAGGAAUGAGAGAAACAAGUUUGCAGCGGACUUUGAAAAGUUGAAAAAUGACGUUGAAACCCUGAAUGGCAACCUUGAAAAUGCGUUAAAUGGUAUGCAAUCACAAAAUGAAAAAGUCAUUCAGGACUAUACCACAGAAAUGGAAAUAUUAAAAGGUUCUGUCGUCACACCUAUCGUCGCGUUCAAAGCGCAUGUUGUGUCAGAAAACUCGUUGAGCAAUAGAAAUGUUAUAAUAUUCUCAAAGAAUAUUUUUAACACGGGCGGUGCUUACGACAAUGCAACUGGCAUCUUCAAAGCUCCAUCUGGAGGCAUCUAUCUAUUCACGACUCAAAUAUGUUUAUCUGGCAGUACCUAUUCGUAUUUCGGCAUCACUGUGAAUGGGGAACGUAUCUCUCAGUCUCUGCUUGGAGACAAUCAGUGGACUAAAUGUUAUACAAUGGAUGCCAUUGUUAAAGUAAACAAGGGUGCUGACGUCACUGUUAAAUGUAUUAGCUCUUGUGAUAGUAGUGAUAGUUUAUACAAUAAUCUUGGUUACGCAGCAAGUAGCUUCUCGGGUGUACUUGUCCAAAGACUUAUUCUUUGAAAUACGACUGUAAAGAACGUUGUCGGCUGUAUGACCUGUUUUGUUGGAUUUGAAUAACCGAUGAUUCUGUUGCCAUAACAAAUAUCAAUAUUUGUCAUUAUUUCAAAUGAAAUAUUUAGAAAUACUGAUGAAAUAUAAUUCA